Messenger RNA from Saxophila tyrrhenica, 1383 nucleotides. RefSeq lists its product as uncharacterized. Bases 1 to 1383 code for a protein of 460 amino acids. The transcript is spliced from 4 exons. The record is from RefSeq and is a predicted model, not a curated record. NCBI's taxonomy places the organism in Eukaryota, Fungi, Ascomycota, Dothideomycetes, Mycosphaerellales, Extremaceae.
AUGAGCGCUACAACGACCGAGACCGCUACGCAGACGCAACUGCAAACGCAGUAUCCCUGCCCAGUGCUUGAAGAGAGGUUCAGCAAGUUGAAGCAAUCUCUCAUCAAUCCGUCCGACCGCACUAGAGUCAUUGAAUCUUAUGCGCGUCUGAAAUCAGCCCUCAAGUGCGAAACAGACCGCAUCACACGCCAGGGACCGUCCGCAAUCCCAGAAGUCGAGUUCAGUGUCGUUGAAGGCCAUGGCGGUCUCCCUGAGAGUCUACAAGACACUGUCCGCCAGACUGGCUGUCUCAUCAUUCGCAACGUCGUGCCCGAGGAGCAGGCGAGCAAGUGGGAGAGCGAUCUGAGAAACUACGCAAAAGAGCAUCCCAAGAUCCAAGGCUAUCCAGCCCAUGAUCCACAGAACUUCAGUCUGUUCUGGACUCCGGCGCAGGUGCAGAUCAGGAGCCAUCCCCAGGUCCUAAAGGCUAUGGAGGCCGUCAGCAAGCUUUGGCACUUGGGCUCAGAAGAGACGCUCUUCGACACCACAAGUCAAGUGGUUUAUGCUGAUCGCUUUCGCAUUCGUCAUCCAUCCAAAGACGCUGAGUACACGCUUAAUGCGCACCAAGACAGUGGGGCCAUCGAGCGGUGGGAAGAUCCAGAAUACAACGCAUGUUAUCGGAAAAUCUUCGAAGGAAGAUGGGGAGACUAUGACCCAUGGAACGCUGACCAUCGCUCCGAUGCAAGAACGAAUCUUUACGACAACGAUGCUCCGAACUCUGUCUUUCGUCCACUACAAGGUUGGCUGGGUCUGUCCCAUACUGGGACAGGAGAAGGCACCCUUAGACUCAUCCCAGAGCUCAAGCUGUCCACAGCUUACCAGCUACUCCGCCCAUACUUCAUUCUGGAUGAAGAGUUCGACGACAUCGUCCCCCUCUUUCCCGGCGCAACACCUGGUCACUGUCAAUUCCACCCCACGGAGAAACUCCACCCUCAUCUCGACGUGAAGUCCAGCAUGGUUGGCAUCCCUCCAGUCAGACCUGGUGAUUACGUCUUCUGGCAUUGUGACCUAGUCCACGAAGUCGACAAGUUCCAUCCCGGCACGACAGACUCAUCGGUGGUCUAUAACGGCUGUGUUCCGCUUUGUCCGUACAACCUUGAGAACCUUGUGAACAUGAGAGACAGCUUUCUGAAAGCCGUGCCGCCGCAGGACUUCAUCAACUAUGUGCAUGGAGAGUGGGAGGACAAGCAUGAGGACAACGGCGCGAAGCGAGAGAAUGUCCUUUCGGAAGAUGGUCUUCGCGCCAUUGGUUUGAAGGCUUUUGACGUGAACGAGGCAGGCUUGACUCCUGGCCAGAAGAAGAUGCGGGAGCUCGCCAACGAGAAACUUGGAUUUGCAGCGUGA